Molecule: messenger RNA, 1458 nt
Organism: Closterium sp. Naga37s-1
Lineage: Eukaryota; Viridiplantae; Streptophyta; Zygnematophyceae; Desmidiales; Closteriaceae
Source: the annotation of a GenBank genome assembly
AUGCGACCUACAAAUAGGCGGAGGUGCAUGGGCAGGGGGGAUCGCGUGGGCAGGCGAAAGCACCUGGCUCACCUCCGCCUCGCUCACCUCCGCCUCUCUUACCCUCCACCUCUCUCAUCCUCCGCCUCUCUCACCUCCGCCUCUCUCACCUCUGCCUCUCUCACGCUCCGCCUCUCUCACCCUCCGCCUCUCUCACCCUCCGCCUCUCUCACCUCCGCCUCUCUCACCUCCGCCUCUCUCACCUCCGCCUCUCUCAUCCUCCGCCUCUCUCACCUCCGCCUCUCUCACGCUCCGCCUCUCAUCCUCCGCCUCUCUCAUCCUCCGCCUCUCUCACCCUCCGCCUCUCUCAUCCUCCACCUCUCUCACCUCCGCCUCUCUCAUCCUCCGCCUCUCUCACCCUCCGCCUCUCUCACGCUCCGCCUCUCUCACCCUCCGCCUCUCUCAUCCUCCGCCUCUCUCAUCCUCCGCCUCUCUCACCCUCCGCCUCUCUCAUCCUCCGCCUCUCUCAUCCUCCGCCUCUCUCACCUCCGCCUCUCUCACGCUCCGCCUCUCUCAUCCUCCGCCUCUCUCACCCCCCGCCUCUCUCACGCUCCGCCUCUCUCACCCUCCGCCUCUCUCACCCUCCGCCUCUCUCAUCCUCCGCCUCUCUCAUCCUCCGCCUCUCUCAUCCUCCGCCUCUCUCAUCCUCCGCCUCUCUCACCCUCCGCCUCUCUCACCUCCGCCUCUCUCACGCUCCGCCUCUCUCAUCCUCCGCCUCUCUCACCCUCCGCCUCUCUCGCGCUCCGCCUCUCUCACCCUCCGCCUCUCUCAUCCUCCGCCUCUCUCACGCUCCGCCUCUCUCACCCUCCGCCUCUCUCACCCUCCGCCUCUCUCAUCCUCCGCCUCUCUCACCUCCGCCUCUCUCACGCUCCGCCUCUCUCAUCCUCCGCCUCUCUCACCCUCCGCCACUCUCACCCUCCGCCUCUCUCACCCUCCGCUUCUCUCACCUCCGCCGCCUCUCUCAUCCUCCGCCUCUCUCAUGGGGAGAUGCAUCUACAGGGGGGUAGCUUGGAUGCGUCGUCCUCCCUCCCUUCCUCCUGUCCCCUUCCUGCCAUUCUCCCAUCUCCUCAUCCUCUCUCGAUCCUGUCCCCUUCCCCUUCCCAUCUCCCACCCUCCUACUCCCUUCCUCUCAUCCUCCCAUCCUCCCUUUCUUCCUUCCUCCCUUCCUUCCACCCAUCUACCCAACGUCGUCCUCUCCCACCCCCUUCCUUUCUUCAUCUAUUCCCUCUCCCAAUUCUCUGGCUCAGUGCCUUUCCCGGCUCUCUCCCCCCUUACAACCACUCUUCAUCUUCCCCCCCCUUCCGCCCUUCCUCUGGGUCCCCCUUGCUCAUUUUCUCCCUCCGUGCAUUCCUUGUUCCCUACCGCCGUUGCCCUUCCAUUGUCAUUGUUUUGUAUCCUUUCCCACUGCUUCAACUUUGA